Messenger RNA from Trypanosoma brucei brucei TREU927, 1530 nucleotides. RefSeq names its product variant surface glycoprotein. The record is from RefSeq and is a predicted model, not a curated record. Bases 1 to 1530 code for a protein of 509 amino acids. Lineage: Eukaryota; Euglenozoa; Kinetoplastea; Trypanosomatida; Trypanosomatidae. The transcript has a single exon.
AUGACGCCCCAAGCGACGGCGCUGCUGGCCUUAGCACUAACGGCAGAGCAAGCAAGAGGCAACAUACCGGCAGGAGCAAACGAGCAGGAAUUUGGUGCAUUGUGCGCUAUUGUCGAUCUUUCACGAUCGGACAUAACCAUUAACCAAUUUCCGGAUCAGACAGCUGCCCUAGAAGGGGCCGUUCUAGCCCUUAACAUGAGCUUAGCAGAUGAGUCGUGGCAGAAGCGGUUCAGUAAGGACGGGGCGAAAAAAGAGUGGAUAAAAGAGCUUCCGGCAGGCACAGCAGACCCUGGCCACUGGAAAAAAAGUUGGCCAAAGUGGGCCGCCGCCGCGGCCAGGUUAGCCGACCAAGGAACGGCAGCAGAGAUAAAAAGCAGCGGCUUCGAAACCUUAAACCCAAUAGAAAGGGCAGGGGCCAAAGCAAGUGUAGCACAAAUAGCAGCAGAAGCACAAUUCCUAACACAACAAAUCGCCGAAAAAGAGAACGUAGGCAAAAAGCAUACAGCGGCCACCGUUAAAGCGGCGCUAAACGAAGCUAUAUACGGCGUCAAACAAGAGGCACCACCAGACUUUGAGCCAACGAGAAACUAUGACGGUCUGAACACACAAGCAAGGGAAGCGAUCUGCGUCGGGCUAGGCAGCGAAGCUAAAACAACAACAAUCGCAGGCGCUAUUUACUGUAUCUGCGGCCAAGACAACGCCCAAGCAGAAAAAGUGUGCGCAAGAAACCAGGCAGAUACUCACAAGUGGACAUCGAUCACCAACGCCAUGACCAAGGACGGAUUCGAGGAAAUAGUAAAGCACUGCGCCGGCCCAGCAAAAACGCACCUAACAUCCAGCCUAUUAAUGGGUCUCAUAACCAAGAUCAAAAACCUAAUAAGAAGAGUAGGCGCCAACGCCUACAUGGGGGCUCUCAAAACAGGAAGCAGCUGCAACGGCGACAAAACACAAGGAAUAUGCAUAAAGUACGCUGGCUAUGACGGGACGCCCACCAAGGAUUUUGCGGCGAUCCCCUGGGCCCAGAAGUUGCUAGCUCUCCACGACGAUCUGCGCCAGCAAGAAAAAGCAAUCGCAGAAGCGACGGCACUCGAACAGCAACUUGCUGUGGCCAAAAAUAAAGCCUAUGCGGCAGCACUGCUACAGAAGACCGCACCUCCAACAGCCGGUCAGACAAGCAGCGACAAUGUCAACCGCAAAGGCGACCAGGGGACUCAGCCGACUAACAAAUGCAAUCAAAUAGUUACGGAAGAGACAUGCAACAAAGAAAAUGAAUGCAGUUAUGAAAAAGAAAGCGAUGGUACAAAAAGGUGCAAAUAUAAUGCAACGAAAGCCACAGCAAAUGGUGUCCCUGUAACACAACCUCAAAAAGGACCGGCUAAAACAACAGAAAAUAAAUGUAAAUGGAAACCGGAGAAAGAUUUCAAAUCUCCUGACUGUAAAUGGGAUGGAAAAGAGUGCAAAAAUUCCUCUAUUAUAGCAAACAAACAAUUCGCCAUGAUUGUUUCUGCAUUUGUGGCCAUGGUUUUCUAA